CACAUUUAAACCCCUUGGAUUAGAUCUUUUUCGCACACCACCCCACACCCCGCAGCACAAAACACAGUCGACUCCUUCGCUAUUCCACCGCCCAGAGGCGGCCGCCGUUGAUCCCCACCACUCCAGCAGCCCCCGCCCCGACGCCCUGUCGCUAUUAUCUUCUAUCUCUUUGGAUAUCUUGAUUUCACCUUCGUCAGCGCUGGGUGGAAUUCCUUCCCUGUGGUCGAAGUCAUGUCCAGGUUUCGAUCUCUAUGGCAAGCUUCGGUGAAUGCUACGAAGAGAGCCCUUGCAUGGAAUGUAGAAGAUUUAAUGCCACCAAGUGAAAAAUAUGUAUUCAAUUUCAAUGCAAAUGAGGAGCUGAAAAGGUGGCAUUUGUACUCUGAUUCAGAAUAUGGAGGUUUGUCAUCAGCGUCCUUGGAAAUCACUGAUGCUGGUUCUGGUGCUGGAUUGAGUGGGAUUUUCUCUGGCAACCUUUCUGUCGAUGUAACUGAGGGUUCCACAUGGAGAAUGAACCGGAGUGGUUUCUGCGGAAUGCGGUCAAAGAAGUUUGAUGGCUUCAUUGACUUGGAUGCAUAUGACACAAUAGCCAUGAGACUGAGAGGGGAUGGAAGGUGCUAUAUAUCUACAAUAUACACGGAUAACUGGGUAAAUUCACCUGGGCAACAGGAAGACAACUCAUGGCAAGCCUUUAUUUUUGUACCCAAGGACAAAUGGCAUAUUGCAAAGAUCCCUCUACAUCGAUAUUUACCAACAUGGAGGGGAAACAUUAUUAGUGCGAAGUUGGAAAUGAACCCAUCGCGGAUAGUGGGAAUGUCUCUCUCUGUUAAUGCUGAAGGUGGUGUACCUGGUGCUAAAUCUGGACCUGGCGAUUUCAGAGUGGAAAUUGAUUGGAUUAAAGCAUUGAGAACAUUAUAAGCUAAGGCAAGCAUCAUUUGUUUUAAAAAAUAUUUGUCAUUCCAUAAAGCUAUGGCAAGCAUCAUUCCAUAUGGUAUUUGGUCCUCGUGCCAAUCGUCAAUACAAACUACUGGAGGGCCUUGGAGAUUUUAUUUGUGCAUUAAAAUUGUAUCAUAGUUGGGUUGCAGAUGAGGAUACCAAUACUUUGCCAAGCCUUGACCUUCUUGACUCAGAACUUGUUUGUCUUUUGAGUGACUUUUGUAAUUAAUUGUGAUGUUAUUGUAAUGGCUAUGCCACAUGGUCAUGUCACUGCCUAAAUUUCAAAAACUCUCAAGACAAUGGGAAGCAAAUAAUUAAUUUUUUAAUCGG
Elaeis guineensis (African oil palm) is the source of this 1263-nucleotide messenger RNA. Its product is annotated as probable complex I intermediate-associated protein 30. The record is from RefSeq and is a predicted model, not a curated record. Gene Ontology annotation, biological process: mitochondrial respiratory chain complex I assembly; mitochondrial electron transport, NADH to ubiquinone. NCBI's taxonomy places the organism in Eukaryota, Viridiplantae, Streptophyta, Magnoliopsida, Arecales, Arecaceae. Gene Ontology annotation, cellular component: mitochondrion.